GUGCUGCCAGAGUGAUUCCCCUUGUCACGCGCCAGACAGGAAACUAGUUUGCGCAUGUGUAUGUCACGAAUUCCUGACGACGAUAAACAAGCACCUGAAAAACAAGUUUUUAUGGCAGGAAAAUGAAAUUCUGUCUCGAUCGAAACAAUGAAUUAUAGUGUGUUUAAGUUGCAGAAUCAAGGUGGAAAACCAUCCAUAUUUUGGGAAAAGGAUGAAUUUGGUUUCCCAACUGUGCCUCAACUUCUUCCUCCUAUAGAGACUGUUCCGAAGAAGGAUAGAAAGUUUGGUUACAAACAAAGGAACCAGCGGUUCCCUGUGCGUCGCUACGCAGAUGACCGGCACCAUGUGGACACAGAUCUCGUGUCGUUAACUCCAGAGGAGCCUCAUCCGCCACCAAAACCAGUGAAAAACUUCAUCCAACGAAAUAGAGAAAAGGUCAAGAAACCAGAGGGCACAGUGACCUUGACACAAGAGCAACUAAACGCAAUCCUCCGAUCUGUGGGUAAAGUUGCGGGUGGCAGUGAAAAUGCAGUUAAAAUAUCAAUAGAUCAAAAGGACAAGACCCACAGUGAGGUGCUUGUGGAGUCACCACGUCGUCAUGACAACGAUGACGAGUAUGAUGACCAAAGGGAACGCAGGCGCAAGAAAAAAUCAUCUGAAAAGAAACAAGAGGACAACAGCAUUUACAGCUUUUUGGAUGGAAAAUCCAAGGGCAAAAGCACUUCAGACAAUGAGAGCCAGCACAGUGAAGGCAGUGUAGAACAGACCAGAGAUACUAAGAAAUCUCAUCGAAGGCAAGACAGAAAGUCACGGAGAACAGAUGAAGAUAAUGAUGAUGACUACAACGAGGAGCCAGUCAGGGAUAGAAAACGCAGAAAUAAAUCAAAGCGUGAAGUCGACAAUGACGCUGAUGACAAUGAUUAUGAUGGCAGGACUAGAAAACCUGUGUCCAAAAAUAGACAAGAUGAAUUAGACAAUGAAAUCAAUGGGUUUAGACAUCGAAUAAGACUUGAAGGUGAGGAUAGUGAUACUGAACUACGCGAAGUGAGACGGAGGCGAAAUCGUUCAAAACCACGAGAUUCUGAGGACGACGACGAAGCUGAUAUUGACAGGCCAGUGCAAAGGACUAAAAGUGAAAGACACAGAAAAGAUGAAGGGUCUAAGGAGAGACAAAGAAAAGCUAGGAAAGAGAGCGAAGAAAGAGUCGCAAAUGAGAGUUUGACCAAGAAAGAUGAUGAGUUGAUUCCGUCGCCAAGAGAUAAGAUUGGACUUCCAAACGAUUUGUCCUGGCGUCACAUGACCAAGGCAGAGCGCCGAAGACUGGAAAUCGCCAGGCAGAAGUUUGAUGAGGGCGAAGAAAAAAAAGAGGAGGACAGGAUACAGCAGUUGAACGCAAAAUAUGCCCCAGACUCUGUCCUAAAUUUAAAACCACAAAGGCACAAGGGACCUCAUUCUGACCCCGCGACGCGAGUGACGAGGGCUGACAUAGGUCGAACCACUGACCUCUCCAACUACACAGACAACAACAGAAGAGGGCGCCACUCUCGGACCCCCUCUCCGGACAUUAACGAGCCUGCGCACAGCUCCCCGGUGGACGCCAGUCCCAAGACUGCCAUGGGGAUCCCUCGCAGACACAUGACCCUCGCUGAGAAGAAGAGACUUGAGUGGGAGAAGGAUAGGGUGGAGACUGUUGCACUGCAGCAGCAUGUAGGCAACUAUGACCCCUGGGGCAGGCCGGGGGCCGGAGCCCCUCUGAGGACCAAGUCUGGCCAUGUGGUCGCAGAUUACAAGGGUAGACAGGAGCUACUGCAGAAUGCCUCUGAGCAAGCUGCCCAGCAAGAGAGUAGCGGGCCAUCUGCCCCUCGAGUGGAGGACAAGGGAACCAGCAGGAAGGUAGGGCGACGGCCUCGGUCUCGGUCCCCUGCAGCUCCAGCCCCUUCAGCCCCUACCCAGCAGCCCUUGGGUCACCAGGCAGGCGUGCCUCUUACCAUGAGGAGCUCCUUUGUUCUAGGGCAAGCUGCUCCAGAUAUCAAUCUCUUGGAGAGCGCUAAAGAGAGAGAAAGAAAGAAAUGGCGUGCUGAACUAGAGCAACAGAUUGAAGAGAAGCGUCAACGAGAUCUUAACCGACCCCGAGAGAAUGACGAGACCUGGGCCGAGAAGUUUGGUCGGGACCAUCGUCCGAUACCUUUUCCCGAACAGACCCGUGACCCCGGGGGAGGGGGAGCUGAUAUGAACACGAGUGCUGAUGGGGGUGGGGGACUACUGCCUCUGGAGUCCCAUAGAGACACAAGCAGUGCGCCAGAACAGGGCCAGGAACAGUCAUAUCUGCGAGGUCAGAAUGUUCCUCUAGAUCCAGCCACCAAGCGAGAAGUAGAAGAGAAACGCAGGCGAUACCUUGAACACCAGGCGGCAGUGAGGGCACAGGUGGAGGAGAAGGAGCGUCAGAAGCGGGUGGAGAGGGAGCGCAAGCAGCGAGAGGACAUGGAGGAGGAACGCAAGCUGCAGGCUGAGAGGGACGCACUCAAGAGUCAGUUUGAGUUGGAGCAGCAGAAGAUCAAACAGAAAGAGCAACAGAGACAGACCCAGGUGAACCAGCUGAAGGCCGCUAUGGACGAGGCGCAGGCUAAGGCCCUUCAGGAGAAAUACCAGCGGAAAAUGCAACACCUGGAGGCUGGUGGGCACGACACGAAAAAGUUGCGAGAACAUCUGGAAGCCAUAGAGUUGAAUCUGAAUUCUAGGGUAACGCCUCGUGACAAUGACGACAUGGUCGUAGUUGAGCCUUCACACAUUCCUGGUCUUGACCUUCACACUUCCCGCCAACCCGGUUACCAGGCAACGAAUAGGGGACGCGACGCAUCAACGAGGCAUGAACCGUACCAGGAAGACCGCGUUCUCACGCCGAGUCGGCUUCGGCGCCCCUCAAAACCGUGGAGCGAUCCAUCCUCCCCUCGGCGGGAGUUUGGCACACAAACCGGUAAAGUGAAUGCAUCUGCUCCAAGCCCGGAUGUUGACAAUAUUUCUCGACUGGUCAACCCUGCAUUGAAUCGUGAUUACUCUGAAGUAGACAUUCAAUACAAGUUUGACAAGGGCAAGAAAGUCCGGGUAGUCAGUGCGCCCAAGGAGGAGAAGAGGGCCCACAAAUCGCGAGAGCCCACGCGAGAACCACGCCCUCCUCCCUCCCACAGCGGCUCUACCAGUCCCCACGAUCACCACCAUGAGGUGAAAGAUAGGAGAGAAAGAAUGGAGGUAGUGAGGAAGAAAAAGCUCGAGGAGAAAAUGAGGAAAGGACCUGUGAGACCUGGAAGCAGGCCGAAGUGGGGAUAUAAGAAUCCAGCUGCAAAAAAGCCUCAGAAACAGUCAGAAAAGGACCCUUUUUAUGAGCAGAAAAAGAAGGAAAGCGAUGAGAGGAGAGUAAAGAGGGAGCAGCAGUUACUUGCCCUUGUGGAGGCUAACAAGGAUAUCAUACCGGACUAUUACGUGCCAGAUUCUCAGAGAAUAUCACGCUCUAGGUCACGUUCUAAGUCGCCGUUUUCGGACAUAGAAAUGGCCAGUCCACGGGAGGUGAAACUGAAUCGCAGGUCAAGGUCAAUGACCUCACUAACUCCAGAGUCUCAUGGUCACCAUGGUGACAGUUACCACACACAUAAUAAGGGUUCACACAAGGAAGGUUGGAAUCGUCAUAGGAGUCCGUCCCCACCGGAUAGCGAGGUCAGACAAACGCCAUCACAUGACAAUGUUGACCGACCUAGUCGUAGUCGAGUUAAAUCUCCGCCGGUCCCAGCCAUAAGGCGUAAAACUGACAGUGAUCAAAAAGCUGAGAAUGCAAAACGGGGUGGCAAAUAUGAUGAUGCAGACCCACUCAAUAAGCCUGUACAAAACGGAGACUUUGUGCCAUUUACUCGAACCAUUGAAGUGCUUGACCCCUCGAAAGCUGAAGAACCCCUGCCCCUGUCAAGGGAAGCAACCAGAGUCGCUAAUGCUCGCAGGAAGUACUUUGAGAGUCUUCACCCGAACCAGUUUGGAGACAGACAGUAUCCCUUAAAAGAUGAACACAGGCCUUUCCCAGGCAAUCCUAAUGAUCGAAAGAACCCAAUUAUAAACCCAGGCCUUGUGCUGGACCGACCAACCAAUAGACAAGAUCAGAUACUGGUGCAGCUGUCAACUCUCAAACAGAGUUUAAUGCAGAGACAGAGGGAACUCGAGACCUUCUCUCCAACUGACCUCAUGAGAUACAACACUGAUAUCAAGGCAUGAGCAGCCCAUUUUCAGAAUGUGGAAUAUUUGAUAGGCUUUCGGAAGAUAUAAUGAAAUUGAAAUAUUUCUUUUUUAAUAUUUUAUUAUACCCAGGCAUGAGUAUUAUAAUUACAUACAAUUCUGUGCAAAGGUAUUGUUGGAAAAGUACAUGUAAUUGUUGAAGUGAUACUACCCUGAGCAACAGCAUGUCUUAAAGUUGUUUACAUCUCUGUGUAGAUUUUGUCAAGGUCAAGGUAAGGGUGAUGUCAAGGUCAUUGUUGAUGGUGUAAGAAAUCAGUAACAAUGUAAAGACAACCAAAUGUGUUUAAUAAAAGUGGGCUUGUAAUAUUUUGUUGAUCCCAAGCAAUUAAAAGUUUUAUGAUUGCUUGGUCUAAUUGCUGAUCACAAGCAAUUAAAGGUUUUAUGAUUGCUUGGUCUAAUUGCUGAUCCAAAGCAAUUAAAGGUUUUAUGAUUGCUUGGUCUAAUUUCUAAUUUCAAUGAUUGAUAAAGAGUGACACUGAGGUAUAAGUUACAAUAUGUGCUUUUAACAACAGCUGACUGUCAUUGUGAUGUAUUUGGGGCAACCUUUACAUUUGUCUAGUAUACUAGGAUAUUGUUAAUGAGAUGUAGUGGUAUUAGUCAUUCUUGCAAACCAAAGAAAUGUGUUAGAUAUCACAGUUGUUUAUAUUUUGAUGACAUAUGAACGAAUAUUUUAUUUGCUGUCAAAUCUCCUUCCAGAAAGCCAUAUGUGAAGUAAAAUUGUUAGAUUUACAAAUGAUCAUGUUUUUGUGUACUUUCGAAUGAUAUGUUUAAACCUGUACAAUGUAAACUAGUCUGUUAAAGCUUGAAAUUAUUCAAUUUACUACUGAAUAGUUAUGGAAAAAAAAUGUUUGCCAGAUUGUAUUUUAUAUUCUUGCUGAAUAGUAAUGGAGAAAAUCAAAAUCUACCGUUUCCAAUACUUACUUAGUUUUUGUGUAAAUAUAGCCCUGAUAAUGUAGUCACUAGAGGCUGUCCUAGCAUUGGUUCUUACUGGCGUUUCUUACCUGGGUUUAAUCCCCGAGAUUGUAAAAGCAACGAGAUUACACUACUAACCGAUCUCCUGCUCGGCUAAUAACUUUAAUAUUCAAUUAAAUUUGACUUUUUCGCUACAUGUCUGUGUUUUGCUGUCAUAUUUUGUUGAUCGAAUGCUCGGUUCUAAAACGCCACAUCAUUGGCCAACACAAUGAGAACAACCAACCAGAUGACGCGUUAUAAAAUUAAAAUGGUGUACAUGUGUAGAUGAAACACCGAGUGACGUAUAGCGAGAAAGUAAAAUUUAAUUGAAUAUUAAAGUUAUUAGCCGAGCAGGAGAUCGGUUAGUUGUGUACUCGCGUUGCUUUUACUGUCUUUUAACGAAUCCAGUUGCAUUUUGUCGGCAACUGCAUGGGAACAUGUGUGUUUUUGAUGAAAAAGGUCACUUCCAGUGUUCCACAAUCUUUCAGCAAUAGGUAUAUAGUACGUUUCAUACCUUGUGUAUAUAUAAUACCUAUAUGAGGGAUAUUGUUUAUAACUGUGUAUUUUUGUCAAUAUUCAUUGUUGAAAAAUCAAACCAUACACAAAAGGUGUACAUUUAACAAUCUGGAACCCCUGGGGGGGGGGGGGGGCAAAUUUAUGAUACUGCUGCCUGUGUACCAUACAAGUGGAUUUUUUUCCGUAUAUUCUUGAUUCCUCACGCAGCACAAGACCUCAUUAAAAUAGAAAAUCUUUCAGUAAAAAUGAAUUACGGGUAGCUGGAAGUUGUAUUUAUAGUUCAAAUUUCAUCCCACCUUUCGCGAGUCUAGUAGGAUAAUAAGGUAAGAGUGCUGGGAUACAUUCUGGGUCGUCUUGAUAAUGCCACCUCAGGCGUGGAAGGACCACAUACACUUAAAAGCACACAUUGAGUUAUAAUUUAGGGAGAAUGUUGAUGCAUAACUAUUCAUCCUUUCCGAACUAUUUAUGUCAUUAGGCAAGAAGGAUUAAACCCUGUGUGAGAUGUUGACUUGCAGUACCAUGUUUAUUUGUGCCAAAGCUGCCAUCUUUCAAGAUUCAGGAUCAAUCUGAUCUGUUGUAUCUAAUAGUGACUAUGUAAGCUCACUUGUUAAAAACUGUAUUUCUAUUGUAUGCAUGUACAUAGGGUAAAAUAGAUUACAAUUUAUAUAUGAUAACCUUUUUAGCACGAUGAGGAGGGGGUAAACUACGAUAAAUUAAGUUUAUACGUUCGUGGUUUAUAGUAGUUGUAAAAGUUGUAAAUGAUCUAGAUUCGCCUUUUAAUGUGUAGAUAGUUAUAUAUUAUUGUGACACGAAUUAAUGUCUUGGUUUCAACCUUGUGAUUUUGUUUUUAAAUGUUAUUUAUACAUUUGUUCAGUAAUUUAUUUUAUUUAUCUCCAACAUUUAUUAUUAUUAAAAUGAAAAAUGUCACCGAACAUGAAUGGGUUCAUAUUUUUUAUGCAUAAGUUAUUUAUGGUAAGAGAAACAAAAUAUGAGUUUUCUUUUGUCAUGUUAAUGAAGUGAAGAUUAAAUCUGCUCUUCCAUAAUUAAAAUAGGUACAGAAAACUCGAACUACAUUUCACUUGUAUCCACUGUGACUGUUUUGACUGAUACAUUUUACACUGAUUAUGCAGAUACUAUUUAUCAAAUAAAUUACCGUGUGUUUUAUUUGAGAAUAAUAUUUUAAUAUUGUCGAUGCUAUGUCUAGAUAGUUAUAUCUAUAAAUUGAAUGAUACUAUUG
This is a messenger RNA of Dreissena polymorpha, 6979 nucleotides long. RefSeq names its product trichohyalin-like. Gene Ontology annotation, cellular component: cilium; microtubule. Gene Ontology annotation, biological process: cilium assembly. The record is from RefSeq and is a predicted model, not a curated record. Bases 148 to 4254 code for a protein of 1368 amino acids. NCBI's taxonomy places the organism in Eukaryota, Metazoa, Mollusca, Bivalvia, Myida, Dreissenidae. Gene Ontology annotation, molecular function: microtubule binding. The transcript has 21 exons.